This is a messenger RNA of Cuscuta campestris, 2152 nucleotides long. NCBI's taxonomy places the organism in Eukaryota, Viridiplantae, Streptophyta, Magnoliopsida, Solanales, Convolvulaceae. The record is from the annotation of a GenBank genome assembly.
CCAUCGGCCCUCUUAGGGUUUGGAGCAGUAGUGGUUCUGUUGUUGAGGUCGCAGGAUGCACAGGAUCUUUCUCUUGGCCUUGUUUUCCGCAACUUCCGCGUAACGCUGGCUCAGGUUCCCCUUGGCGGCGGCUUUCUUGAAGGACGGUCCAGCAGCAGCAGCAGCUUCUUGUCUCGGAGUAUUAUUAUUGAAGGCGGCGGCCGCAGGGGCAGAAUUAUUAGCCGCGGCGGCCAAUUGGCGCUGGUGGGGUUUCUUCUUGAGAAUCUUGAUCUUUAUCUUUCUUGAACAAGAAACAGCUGCCAAUGGAUGCGCUGAUUGCCUCCGCGAAGAAAGAUGUACUUGUUCACCUUGUGAAGUUAUCCCAAAAACGUGGAAUGAAAGGAAGCAAAGGAAGUUGGAAGGAUUUUUUGCAACUUUAUGACAAGAAGUUUGGUUCUAGCAUGUCUGACCCUGCUAGGAGAUCUGUUGAAGACUUAGCUGCAUUUUUGAAAACAUUUAGUCAGGAUGAGGAUUUAAAGAUAUUUGAAAAGGUUUUGCAGUGUCAUACCAAUCGUGAUGCCAUGAUUGAAUUCCAAAAACAUUCAGAAAACUGUGAAUCCCCUGAACAGAGGCUAGUUUGCUUAACUCUUAACCACCCUCAGUAUGCAGUUGAUUAUUCCCUACCAUCGUACGAAGAGGGCUGGUUAGUUACCAAAUGCAGUAAAAAGUCCAAGGAAAUGAAAUCGACUAAAAUGCUUGCAAUUGAUUGCGAGAUGGCCCUUUGUAAUGAUGGAACAGAAGCUUUAAUCCGUGUCUGUGUUGUCGAUCAAAAUUUUAAGGUUAAACUUGAUAAAUUUGUAAAGCCAAGUAAAACAAUCACAGAUUACCGAACAGAUAUUACUGGAAUUAAUGCUUCUGACUUAGAUGGAGUUACAUGUUCCUUGAAUGAUGUACAGGAAUCUAUGAAGAAACUGUUGGCUCAUGGGAAGAUAUUAGUAGGCCACGGUUUAUGCAAUGAUCUUCGAGCUUUACAGAUAGAUCAUGCAAAAGUUAUUGACACAGCUUAUGUCUUCAAAUACCGGGAUGCUCCUAACAGAAGACCUUCUUUAAGUAACUUGUGUAAAUUUGUGCUAGGCUAUGAACUCCGAGAGAAUGGAUCUCCCCAUAAUUGCUUGGACGAUGCAAUGGCAGCAAUGAAACUUGUCAAGAAAAAAGUUGAGCACGAUUGUGAUGAUUCUAUACCUUUUACCCCCCGUGAGGAGGGUGGUGAAGAAAAAGACAGGACGGCGAAGCUGCUUAUCCACAGGAUACCAGUAGGCAUUGGUCGUACGGAUUUGCAUGAAAUAAUUUCUGGAGAGUUCACCGUUCAAAAUAAGUUUAAGCCAAAUAGAAAGCAACUGGAUAGGUAUUCUGCAUUUGCAAUUUUCAAGAAUCAGCAAGAGGCAAAUGAGGCAUAUGAGAAGCUUGAAGGUACCCAAGAAAAGGACACUUUCGGACGGCCUCAGAAACUCGUUUCGUUCAAACUCGACACCGGAGUGUCCGGGAGUCUUUGCGUUCGCAAGAUGGCUUGUGGAAAUCUUGAUGAAAACCCAACAGCCAAACGGUCCUUGCAAGACGAGGAGGAGCCCUUGGAGGAGAAAUCCAAGAAGGUCAAGACGGAUCAUCCUCACCGUGACGAUCGAGGCGAAGAAGAGCUCGGCACGAACAAUGGCAGCGAGUGUGGGGCCCACUCUGCGGAGAUCGAACAGCUGAAGCGAGAACUGAGACAAAGAGACGAAGAAAUCACCAGCUUGAAUCGAAUCAUCGUUGCGCUCGUUAGGAAACAGCAACUUUAGCACUCUUCCCCGUGAGUUUUCGAGUGGUAGCCCCCACCCCCACCCCCACCCCCCAAGUUUUGAUUUUUUACCCAACGUUGGAUGUAUUUGGUUUGUGUAUUUAUUAUGCUGCUCUAUUGUAGUUUAAGAGUGGCAUACGGUAGAAAUAUUGUUUUUUAUGCUGAGUUUUACUGAGUUGGGGUUUUGAAAUUUACCCGACAUUGGGUGCCUGGAUUUUACUGUGCCGCUGUAAGUUUAGAGUGUGACACGGUGAAAACGUCUUGUAUUAUUAUUGAGUUUUGAAGCAUUUGUUAUUAAUCUUCUUGGUUUAUUGUGCGGAGCAUUAAGGUCCCGUUUGG